CCCGCCCGCCGGCCUCCGCCGGCUCCUCCUCCUGGCCGGGCUGGGCCGGGCCGCGGGAACGCAGCCCGCUUGGCGCUCGACGCCAGGGCCCCGGGCGAGGACAUUGACGGGGCCGAGCCCGCGAGCGCGAGGGGAUCCCCCGAUUUGUUCUGCUGGGCCCCGACGGGCGGGCACGCUGCUCGGGGCUCUCCUACUGACUACCCGUGUCCCUCUUAGUAGCCUCACCAUGUCCUCGGUGUUUGGGAAGCCGCGCGCGGGCAGCGGGCCGCAGAGCGCGCCACUUGAGGUCAAUCUGGCCAUUCUGGGACGUCGAGGGGCCGGCAAGUCCGCUCUGACUGUGAAGUUUCUGACCAGGAGGUUUAUCAGCGAAUAUGACCCCAACUUGGAGGACACCUACAGCUCCGAGGAGACAGUAGACCACCAGCCUGUCCACCUGAGGGUCAUGGAUACUGCAGACCCGGACACCCCCAGAAACUGUGAGCGCUACCUGAACUGGGCCCACGCCUUCCUGGUGGUGUACAGCAUGGACAGCCGCCAGAGUUUCGAGGACAGCAGCAGCUACCUGGAGCUGCUUGCUCUGCACGCCAAGGAGACACAACGCAGCUCCCCAGCCCUGCUGCUGGGCAACAAGCUGGACAUGGCCCAGUAUAGGCAGGUCACCAAGGCAGAGGGCGCAGCCUUGGCAGGCAAGUUCGGGUGCCUGUUUUUCGAGGUCUCAGCCUGUCUGGACUUUGAGCACGUGCAACAUGUCUUCCACGAGGCUGUGCGGGAGGCACGGCGGGAGCUGGAGAAGCAUUCCCUAGCCCGGCCCCUUUUCAUCUCCGAGGAGAGGGCCCUGCCCCACCAGGCCCCGCUCACCGCCCGGCAUGGGCUGGCCAGCUGUACCUUCAACACGCUUUCCACCGUCAGUCUGAAGGAGAUGCCUGCUGUGGCCCAGGCCAAGCUGGUCACUGUAAAGUCAUCCCGAGCCCAGAGCAAGCGCAAGGCGCCCACCCUGACCCUGCUGAAGGGCUUCAAGAUCUUCUGAGGGCACCCGUCAGGAUCCCAGGCUCAGCAGCUGGCCGAGGCUGCAUGACAGGGGCUGGCUUCUCACCACCGCCUCUGCCUCUGUCGGAAGAAUAGUCCUUGCCCUCUGGUGGACAGCUGACCGCUCUUCCAGCACCAAGUAAUGUCCCGGACACCCAGUUCACUGUGUGAGCUGGAGGGACAGGCAGGAAGGCUGCUCUUCCUCACUCCAGGCCUUGGUUUCCAUGGUAACCGCUGCAUUUCCUGACCCCGAAGGGAAAUAGCCCCUGAGACAACCCAGAGACCUGGGGUUAGCCUGAAGUGGAAGGAAAUUACAGUGUCCAUCAUGGUGCCAUCAACCCUUCCUGCUCCAGCUGCAGCCAGAUGUGUGCAGCUCUGGAUGGUCCCUAAGGGUUGGCCUCAGAACAUGCCGCUCGAGGAGCAGUCCUGAGUUCCUAGCACCACCUGGUGGACAGGAAGGGCAAAGCGGCUACAGGUUGUGGGGGUGUGGCUUGAGCCCGGCCCUCCUGUGGUCCUCUUAACUUCACAGAAGCCC
Molecule: messenger RNA, 1561 nt
Organism: Mustela erminea (ermine)
Lineage: Eukaryota; Metazoa; Chordata; Mammalia; Carnivora; Mustelidae
Gene: RASL12
Product: RAS like family 12
Exons: 5
Coding region: 227-1027 (266 amino acids)
Molecular function (GO): GTP binding; GTPase activity
Source: RefSeq, a predicted model, not a curated record